GGUUUUUUUUUCAACUUUUAGCCUUUUUUAGAUCAUAAAAGAUGGGAAAAGUUCAUGGAUCGCUUGCACGUGCAGGAAAAGUAAAAUCACAAACACCUAAGGUGGAGAAACAGGAGAAACCUAAGUCUCCGUGUGGAAGAGCACAUAAACGACUUCAAUAUAAUCGUCGAUUUGUUAAUUAUGUAUCAUUUGCAGGAGGAAAACGAAAGAUGAAUCCUGCACCGACUUCGUGAAAUUUUGUUUUUUAAUUCUUAAAAGAAUGUAUAAAAC
Molecule: messenger RNA, 270 nt
Organism: Pneumocystis carinii B80
Lineage: Eukaryota; Fungi; Ascomycota; Pneumocystomycetes; Pneumocystales; Pneumocystaceae
Product: 40S ribosomal protein S30
Exons: 5
Coding region: 42-233 (63 amino acids)
Biological process (GO): translation
Cellular component (GO): cytosolic small ribosomal subunit; ribosome
Molecular function (GO): structural constituent of ribosome
Source: RefSeq, a predicted model, not a curated record